Symbiodinium pilosum is the source of this 7422-nucleotide messenger RNA. The record is from the annotation of a GenBank genome assembly. NCBI's taxonomy places the organism in Eukaryota, Dinophyceae, Suessiales, Symbiodiniaceae.
AUGCUUAAAUUACACGACCUUUCGAAACUGUAUCGUACGGACGAAGUAGAAACGGUGGCGCUGAAUUCGGUGAACGUUGAAAUUACCGCAGGUGAGUUUGUCGCCGUAAUGGGGCCGUCAGGUUGUGGUAAGUCUACGCUGCUAAACAUUAUCGGUAUGCUGGACUCGCCUACCUCCGGUAAUUACUGGUUUCGCGACGAAGACGUUGCAGGCUACUCCGAAGCCAAACUUGCCGACAUACGCAAACAUAACAUCGGCUUCAUAUUUCAAUCAUUCAACCUCAUUGAUGAAUUGUCGGUUGCAGAAAAUAUUGAACUCGCGCUGCUGUAUCACAAUAUUCCGGGCAGCGAACGCCGCGACCGGGUCGCUCAGAUUAUGGAUAAAGUGGGUAUUGCGCAUCGCGCCAGGCACAUGCCCAGCCAGCUUUCUGGCGGCCAGCAGCAGCGUGUCGCAGUUGCACGGGCCAUUGUCGGCAAUCAAAGUUUGAUUCUCGCUGAUGAGCCCACUGGCAACCUGGACAGUGUGCAUGGCCAGGAAGUCAUGGAAAUGUUGCAGGGGCUCAACGAAGAAGGCACCACAAUUGUCAUGGUGACUCAUAGUUCAAGCCAUGCAGAUUACGCGCGGCGUAGCAUUAACCUAUUCGACGGCCAUGUGGUCACAGAAAACCUGCGUGCGGCGAAAAACAAGUUAUACGCAUCGAUAAAUGUGAUCGGACUUGUGGUUGGACUUGUUGUCUAUCUGUUCGGAUCGCUGCUGGUCAGCUACGAGCGAAGCCAUGAUCUGUUUUUUGCCAAUGCGGAUCGAAUCUACACUGCUGGCUCUCUGUUCGGGCCGACGGCCAAUGUCGGCGUGGGUGAAACUGAUGGUAUUUAUACGGCCUUUGCGCCGCUGAUAGAUGCCGAAAUCGAAGAGGUAGAGGAAAUUGCCCGCACCGUGGGUGUCGAGUUUCUACUGUCCAACGAAGACAACCAUUUUUAUCAAUACAUUCGUUUUGUCGACCCUGCUUUUCUGAAGAUUUUCGAUUUUGAUUACAUUGAAGGCAAUGCCAGUGCGCUUGAAGAUCCUUCUGGUGUCAUGUUAACCAGAACUAUUGCUGAGAAAUAUUUUGGCAAUGAGUCGGCGUACGGCAAAGUGCUUACCCUGGAUCACGGCGUCAGCCUGCGCGUGACUGCGGUUAUCGAAGAGCUUCCCGUCAACUCCCAUUUCGGCUCUUCCGUGAUGAGUAAUGGCAGCAUCGAAGUUGUGGCCCCGUUGCAGGCCCUGAACAGGGCUAACGACUAUGAUCUGGCAGGAAAUUUCAAUAAUCUCUCGACCGGUGAUUUCACCUAUAUGCUGCUGGCGCCUGGCAAAGAUCGCAGCUGGCUGCAGCAAAGUUUGGAUGGUGUCUAUGAUCGGCACUAUCCGGAAGAUAUGCGAGAGUUUGUGGUUGGGGUCAAUGUAAGGCCAUUGGUAGAAGCAAACACAAUUUUAUGGGACGCCGUCGGCUUACCAGUGCUGGACUCCAUUCGCCUGCUCGGCUUCCUGGUCCUGGUUGUUGCUAUUGUCAAUUACACCAAUCUGGCCACCGCGCAAUCUCUGGGUCGCAGCCGGGAAAUUGGCCUGCGUAAAACGAUGGGUGCUGCCGUUAGCCAACUGGUCACGCAAUUUUUAGUGGAAAGCUUGUGCGUUGCCACUAUUGCUAUGGUGAUUGCCAUUGCUGCACUUGAGAUUAUCGUGCCGGUGAUGAACACCACACUGGAUAAGGGGCUGCAGCUCGAAUACUGGCAAAUGGUGCCAUGGCUGAUCGCAACAACACUUGGGGUCGGCUUGAUUGCUGGCGCCUAUCCUGCCUAUCUCAUCACUCGCGCAGCGCCAAUCGAGGCAUUACGGGACGGCAGCAAACGUGGCGCCAAAGGCAGCCGUUUUCGCACCAGCAUGCUGGUCCUGCAGUUUUCAAUUUCCAUUUUCAUGAUGGCAAUGGUUCUGGUGAUGUACCUGCAGAACAACAAGCUGGAAUCUUCGAGUAACAUCUAUCCUAAGUCCCAAAUUAUUACAUUGAACCGGCUGGAUGUUGAUUCUAUCCAGUCCCGCUUGGAAACACUGCGCAACGAAUUGCUGAAUAUCCCCGGCGUCGAGAACGUCGCCUAUUCCAGUCAGCUGCCAUAUCAACAAAGCAAUUCGUCUUUCAAUGUGAGUGCUGUGGCCGGAGACGAAGACCAAUCCAUGCAGCUCACCCAGGUAAUUGUGGAUGAACGCUUUAUGGACACUUACAACAUCCCGCUGUUGGCUGGCCGGGCACUGUCCAAGACCUAUAGUGCGGAUACCAUCGUGGAGGGUAGUGUGGUAGCCAACGUGAUCAUCAAUGAGUUGGCGGCUAGACAAUUGGGUUUUGGUGCGCCCCAGGAAGCAGUGGGUCAGGUGUUUUAUGAUUUUUCAGAUUCUCGAGCUGAGCGCGCUUACACGGUUGUAGGUGUCUCGCCAGAUCAGAACUUCCAGGGGUUCCAUAACCAGAUCAAACCUACGGUCUUCUUCAUCAUCCCCACUGUUUUUCGUUAUGGCUCCAUUCGAGUAGAUGGCGUAGGUCUGGCGGAUACUUUGCGGUCGGUUGAAGCGGUUUGGGAAAAUCUGAUACAAGACUAUCCGAUACAAGGCGAAUAUCUUGAAGACGAAUUCCAGGAAUCGUUCGAGAUCUACACGAGUUUGUCUUCAGUGUUAGGCGGCUUCGCGUUUAUUGCCAUGUCACUCAGCAUGAUCGGCUUGUUUGGCCUUGCUGCAUUUAUGGCGGAGACACGAACUAAAGAAAUUGGGGUACGUAAAGUUAUGGGUGCGAGCACAGGACAAAUUGCACGCCUGCUGGUGUGGCAAUUUUCCAAACCCGUUAUGUGGGCGCUCUUGUUAGCACUACCCGCAGCCUACUUCGCAUCGGGCGAGUUCUUACGCUUCUUUGCCGACCGCAUAGCAUUUCCUGAGGUAAUAGUUCUAGGUCGGGUGUACACGAGCAAUGCACAAGCUCCCUGGGCUGAGGCGCUGGCCGUGCGCAACGGGAAAAUAGUUGCAGUCGGGACUACAGCAGAUGUUACCCAAAAAUAUUCCGGGCCGAAGAUUAAUCUUGGUGGGCGUAUGCUCAUGCCCAGCUUUCACGAUGCGCACGUCCACCCGGUACUUGGCGGAGUUCAGAUGAUGCAGUGCAAUCUGUCGACUUUUGCGACAGUCAGUGCUUUGCUGCAGGCGGUGGCUGCAUGCGACGCAAAUCUGGCUGACGAUGAGUGGCUGGUUGGCGGUGGAUGGAAUUUGUCGUUGUUCGCCGAGGCCAACCCUUCCCGCAAACUGCUGGAUGCGGUUAAUCCAAACCGGCCAAUGCUGCUGCGGGGCGCGGAUGGACACUCAUCCUGGACCAACACCAAGGCAUUGACCCUUGCAGGUAUCGAAGCUGAGACGCCGGACCCUGCCCACGGCAUCAUUGAACGCGAAGCAGAUGGCACGCCUUCAGGUACGUUGCGGGAGUCAGCUCAGUCGCUGCUUGAGAAUGUUCUUCCUGUCGUGGCAGCUGAAGAUCGCUCGAAAGGGUUGUUGUUAGCAAUCAAGCAUGCUAACUCUCUGGGGAUCACAUCGAUGAUUGACGCUGCAGUGACCCAGACGGAAAUUGCCGCUUAUGAAUCUCUAGACGAGCAGGGAAAACUCACCGCACGCCUGGUUCUAUCUGCCGCGGUUGUUGGGCCUGCACCCAUGCACAACCAGGAUGAUCUUAUUGUUGCUGAAGAUCGGAUUACCGAAAAACGCAUCCGUCGCCACGCGGCAAAAAUAUUUGUUGAUGGUGUUCUCGAAGGCGAAACGGCAGCGCUGAUCGAGCCGUAUAUCGAUAGAAACGGUGCCAGAGGCAGUCUGCUAUUACAGCCAGAUGAACUGAACAUCAAAGUUGCGGAACUCGAUGCGAACAAUGUGCAGAUUCUGUUUCACGCGAUUGGGGAUCAAGCAGUCAGAGUGGCGCUGGAUGCUAUUGAAUAUGCCCGCACUGAGAACGGUGCGCGCGACAACCGCCAUCACAUUUCUCACUUGCAGCUCAUCCACCCUGACGAUCACGCACGCUUCGCUGAGCUGGAUGUGGCCGCCAAUUUCCAGGCUUUGUGGGCUUAUCCCGAAGCCUAUAUUACCGAGAUUAAUCUUCCGGUAGUGGGUCCCGAACGGGUUCAACGAAUGUAUCCCAUUGGCUCCGUUCAUCGCGCGGGUGGUCUGAUUGUUGGUGGCAGCGACUGGUCCGUCUCUUCGAUGAGUCCACUGAAGGCGAUUGAAACAGCCCUCACGCGAGAAGAUGAAACAGGCAGCAUUCAAGGCAGCCUCAAUGAAAACGAGAAAGUAGAUCUGGAAGUGAUGCUUGCCGCUUACACAUCAAACACUGCCUAUCUCAUGAACCAGGAGGCUCGCGUGGGUCAACUUUUACCUGGCAUGGAUGCGGACCUUGUGGUGCUCGAUAAAGAUCUGUUUUCCAUCGAGCCACACGAUAUUGGCGACGUUGCGGUGUUGAUGACUUUGCUGGCCGGGGAGGUGGUCUUUGAUUCAGACCUUAUCGUCCACGGUGAAUAUGUGCUGACCAUGGAAGAGGGCGUCGCGCCGCUCAGGAACGCCGCCGUUGUGAUCCGCGGCGAACGUGUUGUCGACGUGUUGCCGAGUGCCGAGGCGCUGACACGCUACGACGCGGUCCGUGUCAUCCCGGGGCAAAACCGUGUGGUCAUGCCCGGGCUCAUCAACGGCCAUACGCACUCGGCCAUGACGCUGUUUCGCGGCAUGGUUGACGACCUGGAUCUGAUGACGUGGCUGAACGAUUACGUCUUCCCGAUGGAGCGCCGAUUUGUCACACCCGAAUUUGUCCGAAUCGGUAGUGAACUGGCGUGUUGGGAAAUGAUUCGUGGCGGCACAACCACGUUUGUGGACAUGUAUUUCUAUCCGGAAGUAAUUGCCAGCGUGGUCGACCGCUGCGGGUUGCGCGCGGUCGUAGGUGCACCCCAUAUCGACUUUCCCAGCCCUGGCUUCGAAGGUUGGGAAGACUCCUUUGCCGCAGCCCGUCAGUUUGUCGAUGAAUGGCAGGGCCGACAUAGCCGCAUACGGCCCGCGUUUGCACCCCAUGCGCCUUAUACUGUGUCGGCUGAGCAUCUCGCUGCGACCGUUGAUGCCGCUGCCGACAACGAUGCGCUGGUAACCAUGCAUCUGUCCGAGGGGCCUGCUGAAGUUGCGCAGAUCCAGUCGACCUACGGCCAAACCCCUGUGAAUCAUGUGGCCAACCUUGGACUAUUCGACCAAAAACUGAUUGCAGCCCAUAUGGUGGUGCUGACAGAUGAGGAUAUUCAGCGGGUGGCGAGCGCGGGCGUCGGCACUGUUCACAAUCCAACUUCAAAUCUGAAAGUUGCUUCCGGCGUUUCUCCUGUCCCUGAUCUGCUGACCGCUGGUGUUGCCGUCGCGCUUGGGACCGAUGGCGCAGCUUCCAAUAACGACCUUGACCUGUGGGAAGAGGUUCGCCUCGCAGCGUUGCUGCACAAAGGCGAAACAGGCGAUCCAACGGCCAUACCCGCGCAAACAGCGCUUGCACUCGCGACGAGAAUCGGUGCCCGUGCCAUUCGCUGGGACGAUGAAAUUGGCACGUUGACGAUCGGCAAGCAGGCUGACCUGAUUCAGGUUGAAUACGGAGAAACCAAUCAGCUGCCCCUUUACGACAUCGUCUCUCAUCUGGUGUAUGUACUGGACAGCGACGAUGUCACGACAACAGUUGUCGCAGGGCAGGUAUUGAUGGAAGACAAGCAGAUUCUGACCAUCGAUGAAGCUGCGCUGCGCACAUCGGUUGCGGCGCCAACAACGCCAACAGCCACCACCAGCGGAUUAGUACAGGGGGUGGUAGAUGACGGUAUCCAGGCCUAUCGUGGUAUCCCAUAUGCAGCCCCUCCUGUGGGUGAUUUGCGCUGGCGAGCACCACAGCCCACGCCAGCAUGGUCCGAUGUCAUGCAGGCUGACGAAUAUGGGGCUGCCUGUUGGCAGGUCACCGAUGCUGGGGAUGCGCUAUUUCUUGGCAAGCUGACUGAAGGCGCUGGCAUGCCAGCCUGGUCUCGAUGGGUGCUGGAUAAGAGUUUGACCCUGUUUUCUAUGACUACAGCGGAAGACUGUCUGAGCCUGAACGUUUUUGCGCCAGAAGGGGCGCAAGAUCUCCCCGUGAUGUUCUGGAUUCAUGGCGGCGGUCAUCAAUUUGGCUCUGGUGGAGCCACCUACGAAUCAGCCGGCCUGGUGAACCAGGGUGUGGUCCUGGUAACGAUCAAUUAUCGCCUGGGCAUAUAUGGUUUUAUGGCACACCCUGAAUUGGCCGCGGAAGACCCGAAUGGUUCUUCGGGCAAUUACGGUAUGCUGGAUCAGAUUGCUGCUCUGCGGUGGGUUCAAAGCAACAUCGAAAGCUUUGGUGGAGACCCCGCCAACGUCACCAUUUUUGGUGAAUCCGCCGGUGGCCAUUCAGUCGGGCAAUUAAUGGCCUCACCUUUAAGCCUGGGCCUCUUCCACAAAGCCAUUGCCCAGAGUGGCACCGGUUUUUAUCAAUUCCAGGCCACGGAGAGUGCACCUGAAAACAUCAGUGGCUUCGAAGCAGGUCGUAAGGUUGCUGAACUCGCCGGCGUCAGUGGCGCCAACGAAAUAAGUGCGCUGCGCACAAUGAGCGUUGAUGAGCUCGAGUCGAUUGCGCUUGAUCCUGAGAUCAGCAGCACAUUUCAUCCCCAGGUCGAUGGUUAUGUACUGCCUGACCCAACAGCCCACACUUUCAAUCAGGCGGCACAACACCCGGUGCCCCUCAUGGUGGGUAGUAACGCUGAUGAAGGCUCGGUGCUGUAUUCUUUUGGCCUGACGCCAGUUGAUGGCUCUGGUUCAGAACCACCCACCACCAUUGCCCAAUGGGAGCAGUUGUUAACGUCGCAAUUCGGCGACAACGCUGAAUUUCUGGCGAGCGCAUAUCCCGUUGACGACAAUGCUGAUGUGGUUGGUGCGGCAACACAUUUAAUGGGCGACGCGUGGUUCGGAAGGCACGCUUUUUACAUGGCGCAAGCCCACAGUGCAGCCGGUCACCCGAGUUAUCUAUAUUUCUACGAACGCCACCCACCAUCCGCCGAACAAACCAUCGGUGCCUCUCACGCGUUGGAACUCAAUCACGUAUUUGGCGGCUUUAUUCCUUUCUGGCCCAGCGACCAUAGAGACAUUGCUUUGUCCGCAGAGAUGAUGGGCUAUUGGACUAAUUUUGCACGCAGUGGCAGUCCCAACGAUGACUAUCUUCCGAUAUGGCCGACGUUCAACGAUCUGGAACCUAAUGAGAUGGCUUUUGGCCAUCUGCAGACAAAUGCUCGCCCCGUCGCCAGGCAGGAUAGAUACCGCGCUAUGCAACCUCAACUGGAAAGACGGAUUGCUGCGGCUGUUACAAACUAA